UUUUUUUCGUCCGUCGUCCAUGGGGGCGUCGUUGUCGGCGAACUCGAACCUCACCGACGCCGCGUGCGCCUCCCCUCCAGCCUGAACAAUCACCUCGGCGAGCUCCUCCGCCGGGGGACGGGGUCGGACGUCACGCUCGUGGUGUCCGGCGAGUGCUUCCCGGCGCACAAGGCCGUCCUCGCGUCGAGGUCGCGGGUGUUCAUGGCCCAGUUCUUCGGCCACAUGAUGGAGAAGCGCUCGCAGCGCGUCGAGAUCACGGACAUGGAGGCGGCAGUGUUCAGGGCCAUGCUUGGCUUCAUCUACACCGACAUGGUGCCAGAGCUUGAUCACCAGAAUGACGGCGUCAACAUCGCGCAGCAUCUGCUCGCGGCCGCGGACAAGUACGAUCUCGACGGGCUCAAGUCCAUGUGCGAAGAAAAGCUCAGCAAUGGCGGCACCACCGUGGAGACGGCGGCGGCGACUCUGGCGCUGGCGGAGCAGCAUGGCUGCCGGCGGCUCAAGGCCAAGUGCCUGGAGCUCAUCGCCGCGAACCUCGAUGCAGUCAUGGCGACCGAGGGGUACAAGCAUCUCAUGGCGAGCUCGCCGCUUGCGAUGAAUGAUCUUCUCAGGGCUGUGCGUGGAAGAAAGAACUGAUCAAGAAUCUUGGUGAUGCUUGCGUUCUUGUCCGUGAAUCGGUUGUGUUACUGUUUCUUGUACAUGUAUAUAUGUUGUCAAUCGUUAUUACGGUGUGCUUGUUGUAUUUGAGUAUUUGCUGAACUUUUAAAUGAUACAGCCAUUAUAUGGUUUCAUAGUAAUUUUAUUAUUGAA
Messenger RNA from Oryza brachyantha (malo sina), 807 nucleotides. Its product is annotated as BTB/POZ and MATH domain-containing protein 1-like. The transcript has a single exon. Gene Ontology annotation, biological process: protein ubiquitination. NCBI's taxonomy places the organism in Eukaryota, Viridiplantae, Streptophyta, Magnoliopsida, Poales, Poaceae. The annotation marks the transcript as partial. Gene Ontology annotation, molecular function: protein binding. The record is from RefSeq and is a predicted model, not a curated record.